AAAGAAAUAGAUUGUAUGAAAGAUGAUAAAAAUGGUGAACGAACUUUCUAUUUAGUUGGUACACCUCAAUUUUUGAGAUGGCUCGAAGAAUGGACUCAACAAUUUUGCGAAAAAUAUAACUCAUAUUUUGGAGAUAUAGAAACGAACUGUACCGGUAGUAGUACUUCUAUUGAUUGUGGUGGUGAUGAUUUGUGUAAAAAGGCUUGCACAAAAUAUAAUGAUUGGAUCACUUCAAAAAGAAAAGAAUGGGAUGGUAUGAAAAACUAUUAUGCGAAAAUAUUACGAAUAGGAAAAAGUAGUAAUCAAUCCCCUGACGGAACGGACUAUCAUGCAAUCAGUCAACGUACAGCUAUUGAUUAUUUGAACCAAAAAUGUAAAACUGCAAUAAAUGGAACAGAUAAAUGUUGUUUCUGCCAAAAUAUUGGUAAAGACAGUAUGUCGUCUCCUACGCCACAAAAUAGUAGUAAUAAUGAUAAAACACUAGAUCAUAUAGACUCUGUUAUGUUGAAACGUGAUGAAAAAUAUAAAAAUUAUAAGUCCCCAUGUACCGUCUGUUACAUUCAACAUAUCAAGGAUCAAAUAAAAGCUAUUGAAACAAUUUUGGAUAAAAAACGAUCAAAAGAAGAUGAAGAAGCAAAACGACAAUACGGAUUCAGUUGUGAAAAUAGUGGAAAACAUGUUAAUGAUGCUAAAUUGUGCGAGAAAUUAGAUUAUAGUGGAAAAGAUGAGUUGGCACACAAAUUAAAAGUUCCUUUUAAUCCUGAUGAAAAAGAUCCCAAAAAAAAUAAAGAAAACGAUACUAUAAAUUGUGGAGGCAUACCUAGUGAUAAAAAAGAUAUUAUAUGGGUAGGAAUAGAUCAUUAUAAUUGGUUACCAAAUUUGGACAAAAAUAUCUAUGUUUCACCUCGACGACAAAAAUUAUGUUAUUAUGGCCUAGAUGGUUCAAAAAAUAAUCACGAAUUGAAAUACAAAUUAUCUAGAGCUGCAGCCAAUGAAGGAUAUAAUCUAGGUAUUAAAUAUAAUGAUUACAAAAACCAUUAUGGUGUAGAACCUUGUAAAGCAUUGGAAUAUAGUUUUUAUGAUUAUAAACAUAUAAUUAUGGGUACUGAUAAUUUAGAGGAGGAAAAUAAUGGCACAAACACUUCAAUAAAAGAAUCUCUAAAAAACUAUAAUGCAUCUAAUGGUAAGUCACCUGACGACAAAGAAAACAGAAAAAAAUUUUGGGAUGACAACAAAGAUUGUUUGUGGAGAAUUAUGAAAUGCGGUUAUAAAAAAGCCAAAGAAAAAAGUGGAGAUCAAACCAAUCAUAUUAGCGACUGUGGAAAUACGCCAACUACCUUUGAUGAUACACCACAGUUUUUGGUAUGGUUCACCGAAUGGUCUGAAGAUUAUUGUUCUAAACAACGAACGCAAAAAAACAAAUUAGAAAGUGCUUGUAAAAAUUAUAUGUGUAAUGAUUCUAAUAAUUUUACAUAUAAAACAAAAUGUAAAAACGCAUGUAAUGAGUAUAAACAAUUUAUUCAAGAAUACCAAAAACAAUACAUGAAUCAAAAAACAAAAUUUGACAAUGAAAAGAAAAAAAAAUCUGGCUAUGACGGUCUACAAAAUAAAGAUGCAUAUGAAUUUUUUAAAAUUAAAUGCUCUAAUAAAAAAUGCAAUUGCAUAUAUGAAGAUGUAAAAUCUAAAACUGAAGAUGGAAUAAAAAAUUUUCAAGAAUACCCUCCUGGAUUUAAAGAAAAGUGUGAAUGUUCUAUAGAAGAAUGUGCUGGUUUAAGUGUAACCGAUAGCAGUUUUCCUGAUGGAGCAGCAUUCGGAGGAGGUUAUCCAAGAUCCAUAUGUCCUACAAGGCAAGGAAAUGGUAAUAAUUGUCCUGCAAAAGAAACUUGUAUUAAUUACAAUAACAAAAUUAAUGUAUGUACUAGCAAAACAUAUAGGAAUAAUGAUUCAUGGUAUAAAAUGGAUAUAAAAGAAAAUAAUACAAAUAAUAAUAAUAAAAAUAUUCAUAACAAUAAUAAUGAUAAUGAAUUUCUUGUGGUUCCUCCUAGAACAAAACAAAUAUGUCUACAACAUCUUACAAGAAAUAUGAGUCGUAUAAAAAAUGAAGAAGAAUUUAAAGAGCAUAUUCUUAUUUUAGCAUCUUCAGAAGCUAAAAUGUUAAGUGAAUUAUAUUCUACAGAACUUGAUAAAGCAUUUCAAGCAAUAAAAUACAGUUUUGCUGAUAUAGGAAAUAUCAUAAAGGGAGAUGAUAUUCUGGGGAAGG
Plasmodium gaboni is the source of this 2260-nucleotide messenger RNA. Its product is annotated as putative EMP1-like protein. The annotation marks the transcript as partial. Gene Ontology annotation, molecular function: host cell surface receptor binding. The record is from RefSeq and is a predicted model, not a curated record. Gene Ontology annotation, cellular component: membrane. NCBI's taxonomy places the organism in Eukaryota, Apicomplexa, Aconoidasida, Haemosporida, Plasmodiidae. The transcript has a single exon.